AUGAUGGCUUCUUGGCAACCAGUAAGCAAUAUUAAAGACUUCAUGUCCCAGAACCCACCGGCUGUGACAUUUUUCCUGUGUCUCCUGACACUGGCAAUCUCGUUCAUCUGCCUCGGAUCAUAUAGCAUUAAUCACACACUGCCCAAUCCUGACACAACAAAAGACUGGAACCAUCUCCUUUCUACCUUAGCACAUUUCCACCUGUGUGCAAGAAAAAACUGGAGUUCAGAUGUGCCAGUGUCCCGAGGCCCACCUUCUCUUACAGAACAGGGAACAGAUGGAACUAUUUCACCUGAUUUAACGUCACAUACGACCACUUUGCAUCUUGCGGUUCCUCUCGCUAUCACAACAAACCACGACCUUCCGAAAAAUGUUGACCUUUUUACAACCUUCACAGCCAGUCAGUUGCAUCUUGAGGGUAAUGAGAUUGUGAAUGUAGACAUCCACUCUGUAAAUGAUACCUACAGCUGCCUGACUAUAAGAGCGCCAAUAGCACUUUUUCCAAUGAGUCGACUUCCCCCAGUGUGUCAUGCACCUGGCAACAACCGUUCACUUGUCCACGUGGAGGCAACUGACCCACAACUUCCAGCAUCCCAAGCCUGCUAUAGUCUUGUCUUCAGAAAUGACCCCACUCUUACUGUCAUGCUGACAAAGGAGGAGCAAUGGGUGGCAGUGAGACAUCUAAUAGAAGUUAGUGUAUGUUUGAUAGGAGUUUGUUUAAUACUUUGCUUAGCCGCAAGCCUGACACAUUCAAUGAUUCAGAACUACCACAGGAAGGGACUGGAUCUUCAAAAUGCACUGGUGAGGUGGGCUGUGGUCUGGAAGAAGGGUGUUUUUGGGCGUUGUUUAGGGUCAUUGUCUGUUGGAGAGGAGAAUUUAGGCGUUACUGUUGUCAGAGCAACGAGAGUUAAGGAUUUGGUCAUCCUCAGCGCCACACAAGAUGUCCCACCAUUUGUUCCGGACUGUCCAGAGGAGCUGACUGCGGGCUUUGGUGGUGUAGACGUGGGCUUGUCGAGGUUUUGCCUGUCACCUGCUUGUCAGCGUCAAUCUUGCUCAGACUUGAACUAUUGGAGUAACAAUCUGGUCAUCGAGAGGCUAGUGGAGUAA
This is a messenger RNA of Nerophis lumbriciformis (worm pipefish), 1107 nucleotides long. The record is from RefSeq and is a predicted model, not a curated record. NCBI's taxonomy places the organism in Eukaryota, Metazoa, Chordata, Actinopteri, Syngnathiformes, Syngnathidae.